AUGGAGAACAAGAAGACAGAGGACUGCUACUUUUUCCUCAAUGGUUACUGCAGCAAGGGGGUGAAGGAUCGUCCCAUCUGCACUAAUUGGUUGCUCGAGAAAUGCAACGACCCCGACUGCACCGACCGGCACCCCACUCUCCCGCGCCAGAAGGACGGUUCGCGCACGUUGUGCUUCUACAACCAAGCCUGCACGAGGCCCGAUUGCCCUUUCUUCCACGUGGGCACCACUGCGUCGCCCGCCACGCCCCGACCCGACCAGGAGUCAGAGCUCACGGCCGGACUCACACCGCGUGAGGCCAGCAAGACCACCUCCAUCACCACCAGCCCCACUGCGACCAUCUCGCCGGUCAUGAAGACUGCAGCGGGCGCACGGCUCGCUUCGGGACCCGUCAGACCACCUCGCAAGAGGGGCACGGCCUUGCCAGAUCUGCCCCCUCGAGAUCGGGUAACGGCUGUUGGAGAGACCGGCAACGGAGCGAAGGACAGCGCCGCGGCGCCCAAGCAGAGCUUCGUCAAGUCCUUCGAGGAGAUCUUGAAGGAGAAGGAGGACCAGGAGAAGGGCAUCAAGCCCUCCGAACCGAGGCAGUCCCGGACCGAGGCCGUCGACAAUGUCCGCAACAAGCGAGCCCCAGCGACGCAACAGCAGCAGCAGCCCGAGAAGGCCCGGCCAGCCAGGUCGGAGCGACCCCAGCUGCCGCAGAUGAGCUCCCAGCGAACAUCGACCAACGACCAGGCGCCGAGAGGCGGCGAGGCCAACGGCAGGCAGCGACCAGCUCGCCAGCAGAAGAACUCUGCAGGCUCCCCAUCCCAGGCCCCCGCGGCGAGACCCAGCUUCGGGGUGAAGAGUCUCGACGAGCUCAUGCGCGAGGGAGCGAUUAAGCAGGCAACAGCAAGUGCUGCUGGUGCCAAGGAAGGAGGCGUCAAGCGUCCCCGAGAGGAGAGCGCCGCCACGACCAAGGCCCUGCCGCAGCCGCAGCAGAAGCAGCAGAAACCCGAGCCGGUCGCGAGCACCAACGAAGACGAUGACUUCGAGAAGGAGCUGGAGGAGAUCGGCAUCGACGACAUCAACGGCGCCGCCGAGCCUUUCGACGAUGCCGAACUCGACGAGCUUCUCGCCGAGUGA
Molecule: messenger RNA, 1125 nt
Organism: Acanthamoeba castellanii str. Neff
Lineage: Eukaryota; Discosea; Longamoebia; Acanthamoebidae
Exons: 3
Coding region: 1-1125 (374 amino acids)
Molecular function (GO): metal ion binding
Source: RefSeq, a predicted model, not a curated record